AUGUCAGCUGUCUGGCGAACCAAGCUAAGAAUUCAUUCGCCACGUCGUCAUUUUGCAUCAGUCUCACCACACAACAGCCAGCAUCACUGUCGUGAACUCGUGAAGAAAGCCGACUACUACAAUUAUCUCUGCACUCUGCUUUUGCCUCAACCUCAACAAAGGUUCGCGUUUGCACUUCGCUCGCUCAAUGUAGAAGUUUCGCUUAUCAGAGACCGUGCACCGACCGACGCAGUGGCAAGUUUGCGCUACCAGUACUGGCUCGAUUCAAUCAGCACAAUCUUCACCCAAAGUCAGCCGAAGUACCCAUCCCCCGUUGAGCAAGAACUCUGCUGGGCGAUCGAUCGCUUUCCCGGCGUCUCACGCCAUUGGAUAGUUAAUCUCGUUCAGUCGAGGUGGAAGCGUGCAGGUGGAGUGCCUUUUCGAGAUUGCGCUGAAUUAGAACACUACGCCGAAGCCACUAACGCGCCAAUUCACUACUCACUCGCUGAGGCCUUCAGUAAUGCUAUUUUCGUUGCUGAUGGAUGCUUUUUUGUAGACAUCAAAUCGAUAGAAUUGGAUCACGCUCUCUCACACAUGUCGAAAGCCCAGGGGAUACUCACUCACCUGCGCAGUGUAGUGCCACUUGCUAAACAGCACCGAAUUUUGCUGGUUCCGACUGAUGUUUUGGUCGAGGCAAGUCUACACAAGAUCCCGGCGGAGAUAUUUCUUCGACUAUGCUCCACGGGCAUUGACUCGCCGCCAGCCCUGGAGGAUGCGGAUGCGCGAGUGGAGCAGCUGCGGGACGUCUGCCACGACAUCGCCUCCCUCGCUCACCGACACGCCUCCAAGGCGGCAAUCCAGGGGCAGGAGGUGCUUGCCAGGGGAAAGCAGACCGCCGCAGCAUUGCUGAUGUUGCCGCUGGUGCACGUGUGCGCCCUCCUGUCGAACUUUGCCUCGUGCAACUUCGAUUUGCGACACCCCCGUCUGGUCGCCCGACGGGACGGUCUGAUGCCCCUCAGAAUCGCUUGGUGUGCCUUGCGUGGGAAGAUCGCUUCCCCACCCAAGGCAUGA
Messenger RNA from Mesocestoides corti, 1050 nucleotides. The record is from the annotation of a GenBank genome assembly. Lineage: Eukaryota; Metazoa; Platyhelminthes; Cestoda; Cyclophyllidea; Mesocestoididae.